AUGGACAUUGCUCUUUUCUCGCCGUCUUCGCUUUUCGCUGGCUCCGAUGGGAAUUCCUCCGAAGAGGAAAACGCAGAGAGGAAUCAGAAAUUCGAGGAGAGAAGGCACCAAUUUCCUGGAAUGGAAUUGCUCGUCCGAGAAUUUUCUUUUCAUCAGGUGAAUGCUAAUUUAUUGUGGCCUGGCACAUUUUCAUUUGUUGAAUGGUUGGUUCAACAUAGAUCGUGGAUAGAUGGACGGAGAACAAUUGAAUUGGGCAGUGGAACUGGAGCUUUGGCCAUCUUUCUGCACAAAUCUUUUCAACUUGACAUUACAACAUCUGACUACGAUGAUGCGGAAAUUGAGGAGAACAUAGUUCAUAAUUGCCAAAUAAAUGGAGUUACUCCUGUCCUUCCUCACAUAAAACAUACCUGGGGAGAUGCCUUUCCCAUAUCUGAUCCAUGUUGGGACCUGAUUAUUGCAAGUGAUAUUUUGUUGUAUGUUAAACAAUAUGGAAACCUCAUAAACACCUUGUCAUUUCUCCUAAAAUCUUACAAGCCAAAAGCUAGUGAGGCAGUUUCUGGAAAGAAUGAUGAGCAGAAUGAUGCAUGCCCACUUCCCCGACCAGCAUUUCUAAUGAGUUGGAGACGCAGGAUUGGGAAAGAGGACGAGUCUCUCUUCUUCGCUGGGUGUGAAGAAGCUGGUCUCGAGACCAAGCCACCUCCCUCGGAAGCUGGGAUAAGGCUUGGACUCUUGGAUGAUAUGAAAGAUGGAACUCGCUAUAUAGUUUUGCAUUGA
Molecule: messenger RNA, 774 nt
Organism: Fraxinus pennsylvanica
Lineage: Eukaryota; Viridiplantae; Streptophyta; Magnoliopsida; Lamiales; Oleaceae
Source: the annotation of a GenBank genome assembly